UCUCUUACAGCUCUGGGAACGCAUCGAAUAUGAAAUGUUUUUGAAUGUUGAAUUUGAUGACUAAUUUAAUUAACAACAUCCAAAUGGAUAAAGAAACCAUGUCCACCCAUUUUGGUCUAUCAAGAACUUUGAAAAGGACAGGCAGUUUGUCUUCGAGAACCGUCAGAAUAGUGAUACUGGGCCAAGCGGCUGUUGGCAAAACUGGUAAGCGCAGAAACACUUUUGCAUAGAAACAAUAAUUGAUGUAGAAAUUAUUAUAGCAUAGGUUAUGUGUUAUCAUCAGACUAUCCUGAUUUGCGCUCUAGUUCCAGACUUGUUUCAGUUUCACACGUGUAAUGGCUAUCAAAAGUAGUUUAAUCAAACUCAUAUUUAAUUUCGUAUUUUACAGCAAUGGCUGUGCGAUUUAUCACUAGAAGAUUCAUUGGCGAGUAUGACCCAACACUCGGUAGGUAUUGAGGGAGAGGGAUUGCGUCGACUUUAAUCCCGUAUGUCAUGCCAUGCGUGAUGACUCAGUGUAGCCUAGUGCAUUAAGGACUAAUACAUAAUUACAAUGAAUAGAAUAUAAUAGAAAUAUGGAUCACUCUGUCAAGUUUGACAAACAAAUGUCAUGUCUUUCUGCAGAGACCAUAUACAGACAUGAAAUGUCUAUUGGUGGUGAUGUGGUGCACUUUGAAAUACUGGACACAGCAGGACAAGUGAGCAUGCUUGGUUUAACCUAACAGUUAUGCAAUCAUCCUAUGAAUCAAUCUAAAUUGUUUUGACGUAGCCUACAAUUCUAUCUAAUUAAUCAUAAUUGACCACUCAUGUUUCUCUCCAGUUUGAAGACCUAUGUGUUACCAGUCAAUUGGCCAUAUUAUUUAUGCAAAUGCGUUCCACUCAAUCAUAUACACUGAGUAUACAAAACAUUAAGAACACCUGCUCUUUCCAUGACAUAGACUGACCAGGUGAAUCCAGGUGAAAGCUUUUGAUCCCUUAUUGAUGUCACUUGUUAAAUCCACUUCAAUCAGUGUAGGUGAAGGGGAGGAGACAGGUUAAAGAAGGAUUUUAAAGUCUUGAGACAAUUGAAACAUGGAUUGUGUAUGUGUGCCAUUCAGAGGGUGAAUGGGAAGACAAAAUAUUGAAGUGCCUUUGAACAGGGUACGGGGGUAGGAGCCAGGCGCGCCUGUUUGUGUCAAGAACUUCAAUGCUACUGGGUUUUUCACGCUCAACAUUUUCCUGUGUGUAUCAAGAAUGGUCCACCACCCAAAGGACAUCCAGCCAACUUGACACAACUGUGGAACGCUUUCAUCCCUGUGGAAUGCUUUCAACACCUUGUAGAGUCCAUGCCCCGACGAAUUGAGGCUGUUCUGAGGGCAACUUAAUAUUAGGAAGGUGUUCCUAAUCUUUUGUAUACUCAGAUAUUUUAUUGAUCUAUGAUUUUUGUGUUGUUGUUGCAGUUCUAUAACUAAAUAUACAUUUCUUGUAAGGAGGAAGAUGCCCUGCUAAUCGAAGAGAAGAUCAAGUGGGGAGAUGGAUUUGUCAUUGUGUACUCUGUAACAGACAGGUGUAGCUUUGACGAGGUCAUGCGCCUCUGUUUCCUCGUCAAUCACAUCCACUCCUCUUCAGGCGCCCGCAAGUGCAGCCCUGAGCCUCCACCCAUAGUUAUUGUGGCCAACAAGAAGGACCUUGAGUUUGACCGCAUGGUGAGCACUGAGGAUGGAGAGGGCCUGUCACGGGGCCUAAAACUGCCCUUCCAUGAGAUUUCAGUGCGUGACGGAUGGGAAGAGACAGCGGGCGUCUUUAAUGUUCUUUAUGGAGAUGUGAUCCAUCAACUUGACACUUCCCCAGCCUCAUACCGCAGGAGAGCAGUCUCCAAGCUGAUGGAGAAGAUCCCCAGGAUCAACUCCAAUCCUCCUGGCACCCCUGGCCGCAGCUUCAGCUUCAGCUCAUUCAGGGACUUCCUGCCUGACUGA
Molecule: messenger RNA, 1952 nt
Organism: Coregonus sp. 'balchen'
Lineage: Eukaryota; Metazoa; Chordata; Actinopteri; Salmoniformes; Salmonidae
Source: the annotation of a GenBank genome assembly